This is a messenger RNA of Penicillium paradoxum, 993 nucleotides long. RefSeq lists its product as uncharacterized. Bases 1 to 993 code for a protein of 330 amino acids. NCBI's taxonomy places the organism in Eukaryota, Fungi, Ascomycota, Eurotiomycetes, Eurotiales, Aspergillaceae. The record is from RefSeq and is a predicted model, not a curated record. The transcript is spliced from 3 exons.
AUGCUAUCCACCAAUUUCCUUUUGGCGUCGGCUGCCGCCCUCACCCUCUCCGGUCUAGCCAAUGCCCAAACAAACAUCACCGAGAAAGAUUGCGCCUCCACAUCCGAAUACUCAAAGUGUAACAGGGAUGUUGCAGACAAGUGGAGCUCCUGCAUCAAGGACUGCAGAGGAGAUGGUAACUGUAUCGUGGACUGCGGCUGUGAAUCCCACCAGAAAUAUAUCAACUGUAUGGCCGAGUCAUGCUGGAACCAGGUCUAUUCCUGUAAAUACCAGCUCUUCGUACAGCAAUACUUCGCCGUCUGCCCCAGCGCCAAAGAACCAAUCCCAUUCUGGCCAGCCCCCAACAACGCCCCAAACCGCUGUUCCUGCGAUCUAGCCAAAAUCACCCAAAGAACCCUCUCCUCCCGAAACGAACAAAUAAAAUGCAUGAACAACGUCACCAACAACAUCAGCGACGACAUCAGCAAAGGCCCUGACCUAUCGAACCUCAGCAACGGUUUGGACAUCGCCAACCGCGCCUCCGACUGCGCCUGCUGUGGCGCCAGCGCCAGUAUCUCAGCACAUGUGGGGACUCUUCUUCCCCCCAACCUACCCAACCUCUACACCUCCCUCCCGAACUGGGCCUGGUCAUCCUGCGACGCGAACAUGAAGGACACGAAAUGUCAAGACCUCGGAUUCAAGGACGCAGGCAAGUUCUACAAGCCGGGCGAGUUCCCGGAUAACGGUACCUCGACGCUGUAUAAUGUCGGCGGGACUGUUACCGCGCCGCCCAGCGGUACGGUGCUCACUUGGUCGCAGGCUUCGGCGACUUAUACCGUUACCGCGACGGGGUAUGACCGCGAGGCGGUGGUUAGCCAGGAUGAGUACCGGGCUACGGCUACGGGAACUGGGGCUUUUGCGACGCAGACUUCGGAGAGUGGGGGUGCGGGUGGGAGGGGGGUUGGUAUCGUUGGGGCUGUUGUUGGGGCGGCUUUUGCGGUUGUUAUGUUUUGA